AUGUGUCGGCAUGGCGUGGCGGCAGGUGCGUCGGGAGCCGUAGGCACCGCCGGCGACAUCACGGUAGAGAGCGCGCCGAGUGUUUCUCAGUCCAGCGCGGGGGGCGAGCUUAGCCGUCGCAAGCUUCAGCCUGGCAAUACUACCCCUCGGCAAUUUCCUAAAGGCCUAAACCUGUUUGCGAAGGAUGGCACUUUGCAACACGCCCAGCCUGAAGGAGAUUAUCGAGUGCGAGGAGAAGCGUCAGCGACAGAUCAAGGAGUGCGAACAGUGAAAUAUCCUACUCCAUAA
This is a messenger RNA of Closterium sp. NIES-65, 288 nucleotides long. The record is from the annotation of a GenBank genome assembly. NCBI's taxonomy places the organism in Eukaryota, Viridiplantae, Streptophyta, Zygnematophyceae, Desmidiales, Closteriaceae.